AUGUCGUCGAGUUCGUCAAACGUUGUCGGUGUGCAUUACCGGGUCGGGAAGAAGAUCGGUGAAGGCUCCUUUGGCGUCAUCUUCGAAGGCACAAACCUCCUCAACAACCAGCAGGUCGCCAUCAAGUUUGAACCCCGGAAGAGUGAUGCCCCACAGCUUAGAGAUGAGUACCGGACAUACAAGAUACUCGUUGGGUGCCCCGGUAUCCCCAAUGUCUACUACUUUGGCCAGGAAGGUCUACACAACAUCCUUGUCAUUGACCUGCUUGGACCCAGUUUGGAAGACCUCUUCGAUCACUGUAACCGCAGAUUCUCCAUAAAGACAGUCGUCAUGGUUGCAAAGCAGAUGCUGUCGCGAGUACAAACUAUACAUGAGAAAAACCUCAUCUACCGUGAUAUCAAACCUGACAACUUUCUAAUUGGCCGGCCGAACUCAAAGGCCAGCAAUGUCAUACAUGUCGUUGACUUCGGCAUGGCUAAACAGUACCGAGAUCCCAAGACCAAACAGCACAUCCCCUACCGAGAGAGAAAAUCCCUAUCAGGUACUGCUCGGUACAUGAGUAUCAACACCCACUUGGGCAGAGAGCAGUCGCGUCGUGACGAUCUCGAAGCCCUCGGCCAUGUGUUCAUGUAUUUCCUACGUGGUGGUCUACCAUGGCAGGGACUCAAGGCUGCUACUAACAAGCAGAAGUACGAAAAGAUCGGAGAGAAGAAACAGACCACUGUCAUCAAGGAUCUUUGCGAAGGCUUCCCUGCUAACCAAACGUCGACAGAGGAGUUCACCAAAUACCUCACGUACGUCCGAAACCUCGGGUUCGAAGACACACCCGAUUACGAUUAUCUGCGUGACCUUUUCACCCAGGCUCUCAAGAAUACGGGAGAUGUAGAGGAUGGAGAGUACGACUGGAUGAAGCUUAAUGGAGGCAAGGGUUGGGAGGCGGCAAAGCCAUACUCAUCUCACCACCACCUGCACGGCGCCAAUGCUCUGCCUAACAGCUCUGCCCGUGACCUCCAUGGUUCUGCAGCCCCCCGAGCAUCCCAUCGGCCUGGUGUCACCGCUGACCGUUUAAACGCCGCGCAGCCCCCGCCCCCUUCUCCUGCAAAAGCCGGAGUUGGGAAAGCGCGAGAGCGGCCAAACGCCUCAGGCGUGCCGCAAGUCAAACGUCAAAACGGAGUGGCGGGGGGACUCGAGGCUACGACGCCUACAGCUUCGACACAAGCUCAAUUCCAAAACUCUAACGUACAUCUUCCCGGAAAUCGAGUCAACACCCCAGGGAACCAGGCCAUGACGAGUCAGGCACAACAACCGCGAAGGGCUCCAGAACCAGAGCCUACGUUCAUGCAGAAGAUAAUGAAGGCGUUGUGUUGUGGGAAAGUUCUCGUUACAACUAACCAUUGGUAUCUCGGGCCCUCUUCUCCACUCCAAAUCCGUUUUAUACCGGGUACAGAUGAUUCCUUUGCUGCUGCGAUGCUCGCCUUCCGAUCGUUACUUGUUCCUGCCAUGGCGCCUGCGCUCUUUUACCACUCGACAACUAUUUCUACUUUAUAUGCCGUCCCUCCGUGUCCCGCCUGUCUCUCUCUCUCUCACAUACACAUUGCUCCUGUUGAACCGCCGUUUUGA
Trichophyton benhamiae CBS 112371 is the source of this 1620-nucleotide messenger RNA. RefSeq lists its product as uncharacterized. Gene Ontology annotation, cellular component: nucleus; cytoplasm. Lineage: Eukaryota; Fungi; Ascomycota; Eurotiomycetes; Onygenales; Arthrodermataceae. The transcript has 6 exons. The record is from RefSeq and is a predicted model, not a curated record. Gene Ontology annotation, biological process: endocytosis; signal transduction; peptidyl-serine phosphorylation. Bases 1 to 1620 code for a protein of 539 amino acids. Gene Ontology annotation, molecular function: protein serine/threonine kinase activity; ATP binding.